Spinacia oleracea (spinach) is the source of this 1212-nucleotide messenger RNA. RefSeq lists its product as uncharacterized. The record is from RefSeq and is a predicted model, not a curated record. The transcript is spliced from 3 exons. Lineage: Eukaryota; Viridiplantae; Streptophyta; Magnoliopsida; Caryophyllales; Amaranthaceae. The coding region runs from base 1 to 1212 and encodes 403 amino acids.
AUGGAUAUCGAUGACAAUAGCCAGCGCAAAAUUUUGAUUCCAAUCGCAUAUACAAUGUCUUUGAUAUCAGCUUAUUUUUAUAAAUAUAUUUACAAGGAACCAUGCAUGACUUCUAUUCUGACAGGAGAAAUGUGGGUAAAAGAAAUGUUGACCGGUCAUCCUAUUCGAUGUGUCAAUGCAUUUCGAAUGGAGCCACCGUUAUUUUUGAGAUUGUGUAAGGACUUAUCAUCGAAGUAUGGAUUGAAAGCUAGUUGUAACAUGUCUAUACAUGAGAAAGUUGGCAUACUUUUAUAUGCACUUGCCCAAGGUGUCUCAAAUAGGGUUCUUGGUGAGCGUUUUCAACGUUCCGGUGAUACUAUAAGUAGGGCAAUUCAUGAAGUUCUUAGAUCGAUUUCUUCUCGAAAGGUCAAGGGUCUUGCACAUGAUAUUAUAAGACCAUAUGAUCCCGAUUUCACCGGUAUCCCGGCUAAAAUAUCCACAGAUACACGAUAUAUGCCUUUUUUUCAAGGUAAUAGUGUUUGUGUGGGUUGUAUUGAUGGUACACAUAUAGCAGCAUGCAUACCUGAGCCCUUACAAAUGCCCUAUAGAGGAAGAAAAGGAUUGCCUACGUUUAAUGUUUUGGCUGCAUGUGAUUUUGAUAUGUGUUUCACGUUUGUAUCAGCGGGUUGGGAAGGUUCAGCACAUGAUACUCGUGUAUUUCUUCAUGCAAUCGGAUCUCCCGAAUUUAAGUUUCCUAAACCACCUGAAGGUAAGUAUUACUUGGCUGAUAAAGGGUAUCCAGAUCGUAGAGGUUAUCUAGUACCAUAUCCAAAGAUAAGGUAUCAUAAGUCACAAUUUGAGUACGUGCCUCCAAAAAAUGAUCGAGAAACUUUUAAUAGAUGGCACUCAUCUCUUAGAAGUUGCAUUGAGAGAUCUUUCGGAGUUUUGAAGCAGAGAUGGAAGAUACUUACUAAAAUGCCACAAUUUAGUAUUGAGAUGCAAAUACAAAUUAUGGUCGCUACAUUUGCACUACAUAACUAUAUAAGGAUAAAUUCUCCAGAUGAUCCCCUUUUUCGAGUGUUAGAGGAUUAUCCAAAUUUUAUACCCUCAUUUGAGCUUCCCGAUGUUCAUGCCGUUUCAAAUAGUGAAAAUGGAGUUGGAAUAUAUACUGAAAUGAAGGUUAUCCGUGAUCGUAUUGCUGAUGAUUUAUGGAAAGCUAGAAGAAACAUUUAA